AGGGGAAAAAAGGCGGGUAGGGACUGGAGUUCUGAAAGGAUGUCUUGUAAUCACAUUAUCCAAACAAUGGAACAUAGUGCAUAGGUGGCAGCUCCUUAGUGGAGGAAACGGUUGAGUCCACCUUCUUAUGAUCAGAUAAUUCUCUGAGCCAAAAAAAAAAAAAAGAAAGAAAAAAACAGAAAAUUCAAUGCGUUCAAGGCCUCUCAAUCUUUCUUCUUUCUUUUCCUCGACAAAUCUGGCACAGUUCCACCUUUCCAUCUGUUUCAGAGACAAAAAGAUCAGAGAGUGAAGACAUGGCUAGCUGCAGCAUGGCAUCAGCAGCUUCAGGGUUCUUGCUGACACCCAAUGUCAUAGGGAACGCAAGUUCAGUUUCCAAGAGUAGCAUGGUGUUUUUCCCUUCAAACAACAACAACAACAGUUCAAGGCUUGUUGUGAGGGCAGCUGAGGAGGCUGCAGCACCAGCUCCAACUAUCACCACUGCACCACCAGAAGGAAGUGAAGCCCCUAAGCCUAAACCGGCACCAAUUGGACCAAAAAGAGGCACCAAGGUCAAGAUUCUUAGGAGGGAGUCCUACUGGUACAACAGCUAUGGAUCAGUUGUUGCAGUUGACCAGGAACCCAAGACCCGUUAUCCAGUUGUGGUUCGGUUCAACAAAGUUAAUUACGCCAAUGUAUCUACGAACAACUACGCAUUGGAUGAGAUUGAAGAAGUUAAAUGAGUCAUUGUAGCAUUUGUAAUUUUGGUUUUCUUCCCAUCUCUUGCUUAAGCUUGUUUGUGCCAAAAUCAACGUGAAUCCUAUAAUCUUCUCUCUGAUUUCUUGUCUUCUUUUCCUUACCUGUGUUUCAAUCAUCAGCGAUAAAAUGGUGAUCAUCUGGAAAACGUUGUUUAACUGUCACAUCCUUCGAGGGACUUCCAUGCCCUCUGAAAACUGACUGUCGUAUCUUCCAAAGUACCUUUGGUCCUCGAACAUAAUCACUGUUUCGGUUGCAAUUUGAAUUAUCUUGGUACAAAUGCAAGAAUAGAGCACCUGGCAGGUUCAUUUUUAGUGUAUGUAAACCUUUAAUGCGAAAGAAUGUUGCAAUAUUUCUGGUUCCGACCCAAAGUUCAUCCGGAGAUACGAUAAAUUAUGUGACUGGAAGCACCUGUCGGAAUCGGAAUCGUUUAGAAUCUGAAGAGCUGAGCCCCCUCCAAAUGACACAACUGUCUUUCAAGAAUGGCGGGAUUUGAGACAAAAACCUUCUGCUUUCAUGUAUGAAUGAAAUUAUCUUUGUGCACAUAGCAAAAGAUUCCUGGCAUAAAAUGAUGUUACUACAACGGCUCAAUAAGCUGCCCCCAUAUGCAGUAUAACUCUGUUCCUCUAGGUUUCUCAUUCUGAUUGCGUACAAAACCUGAAAAAUGUGAUUACUCAAUUGAGGUAUCAUAGAUAAAAGGAUUAAAAAAAACAGAAUUAUAGAUGCAUGAUAUUGCGUUGGCAUAGAAACCGAAUAAGUCUGUGUCUAACUAACAACUAUAAUAUAACAGGAGGGGCAGGACGCUGCAAGAUCUGCAGUAAAAGAACUAGAAAGAAGAAAAAGAAAUCUGCUAGCAGAAUAGAGGAGCCAAAAUUGUUAAACAAACUAAUGCUAGUUGACUGUUCACGUUUAGCUUAAAUUGCCAUCAUUCCUACAUUCCAAAGACUACAGUUACUACAUGAACAAGAACAUAUAAGAUAAAAGCAUAAGAACUCACAUUAAUAAGUUUUCUUGAUUCUCUUGCAAACACCAUGUUGUGGAAUUUGAUUUUCACCAUGACGCAAAAAUUUUUUAAUUUUUUUUUAUCAUUUCUGGUGACAUAAAAAGAGAUAUAAGAUUAGAAAGCUUCUCAUUGGCUUCAUACUGCAUUUUCAGAUAACCAUCA
Durio zibethinus is the source of this 1897-nucleotide messenger RNA. RefSeq names its product photosystem I reaction center subunit IV A, chloroplastic-like. Gene Ontology annotation, biological process: photosynthesis. Lineage: Eukaryota; Viridiplantae; Streptophyta; Magnoliopsida; Malvales; Malvaceae. The record is from RefSeq and is a predicted model, not a curated record. Gene Ontology annotation, cellular component: photosystem I reaction center; photosystem I.